Messenger RNA from Arachis ipaensis, 1185 nucleotides. The record is from RefSeq and is a predicted model, not a curated record. Lineage: Eukaryota; Viridiplantae; Streptophyta; Magnoliopsida; Fabales; Fabaceae.
AUGGGAUUCUAUCACGUUUCUAGGAUUGGGGUGAUAAGAGGAUUUUACUCUUUAUUAGCUGCUCUGGUGGAAAGGUGGAGGCCAAAAACUCACACCUUUGUAUUGCCGGUGGGUGAGGUUACUGUCACACUGGAAGAUGUCGCUCAUAUAUUUGGCCUACCCAUUGAUGGAGAGCCUAUGAGUGGAUGGAUAAAUAAUAGUAGCGACUUCCUACAGAGCCAGAGUAUCGCGAUAUUCGGUCGUAAACCAGAAGUUAGUAGUUCUUCGAAAUCCUAUAUAAAGCUGGGUUCGGUUCGACGUAUCAGAGACGCAGAGCCAUUGGACACUGAGUCCAUUAGGAGAAAAGUCAGAUACUCAAUUUUCUAUUUGUUGGGUUCGACCCUAUUCACAGAUAAGUCGACCGCAUAUGCCCACGCGAAGUAUCUACCAUUGCUUCGCGAUUUCGAGCGGAUCCAUACUUAUAGUUGGGAGUCAGCAUGUCUCGCACAUCUUUAUAGAGCACUAUGCCGUGCAUCACGAUAUGAUACAAAGGAGAUGGAUGACCCUCUUAAUCUGUUGUUUGUUUGGGCAUGGGAGCGAAUGCCCUGUAUUGCACCCAUACUGAGACAGACCCUUCCACCGGCUGAGAUACCAGUUGCUAUGAGGUGGAGUUACUCGGAACGGACCACAGCGUGGUUAUUGAAGACCGCAGCGAGAUUUAGGCAGGAUAUAGACUACAUAGAGGAGUGGCGGCCGUUCGACAGAUUGAUCAUAUCCGACGAGUUACAUGGACAUCUUGAGGUAUGUGACAUCGUUGCUCUGUUGUUAUCAUUCGAGUGUGUCGAAUGGCACCCUGCGGACCGAGUGAUGCGUCAGUUUGGGUAUGCACAACCUCCCCCGCGAGUAGCAAGAGACAUUCCACUGGACCAUCAUUGCAUCACUCUUCGCGGAGUGCAACUUCAUGACAUGACAGUUUUACAUGGGGUAUGGAUAGCAAAAUGGGGCAACAAGCAAAACACUCGGCUGCGGGAAACUGCACCCCCUUCCGAACUGGGACUUUAUACCGACAAUGGAGUACUAGGAUUGGUAUGUGGGCUUGUACGGACAUAUGCUGAGAUUGUCAGAGCACGUUCUUUAGUAUCCAUAUCAGCUACCAGCACCACAGCCACCUGCACCUCAAGGUCCACCUCAGCAUGCAGUGUUUGA